AAUCAGCUGAGUUGAUAUGCAGCGCUCAACCAACAAGCACAAUAAAAGCAAGAAUAUCACACAUAGCAAGUCCCCUCGAACGAACUAACAAUUUCUCUUGGCCCUACUACAAGCGAUGUCGCGAUGCCCAGCUCCUCAACAUGACCGAACAGCACGCCUGAGAUGUGGAGUCGCGGUAACCCCAGCUGGAGUUUCUCCCCAUGGGCACGUAUCGCCAACAUUGGAAACCAUCACGCUAUCGAUGCGACUCAGCGAGGCUCAAAGUGGAGCACUGGAGCAGUCACCCGAAACAGCAUGGUCUGAAAACCUCUCAAACGACGAUUCGACGUUGCAUCUUGCGUAUCAUCCGCCAAGGAUCUCAGUCUGCGUGAAAGUGGGCUUGCAGCACAGCAAGCUUGAAACAACGAUGCUUGGUAGUCCGACAAUCUUUCCGCACAACAUCGCACUCAGACUCAGGGCCAAAAUGAGUACCAAGGCCGACAUCGAUCAGGCCUGGAAUUGCUUCAUUGGACAGCCAAGCAUACUCCAAGGUCUUGAGAUGUCGAUAUCAGCGCUCAGACCAGCACUACCGGCAAUUUUGACGCUAGUAUGAGGCUCUGGCGGCACCGCGGCGCCUCUGAACAUCAUCGACCAAGCAAAUGAGCGAUUCCUUGCCAGACCUGCCAAGUGCAUA
Messenger RNA from Macroventuria anomochaeta, 673 nucleotides. RefSeq lists its product as uncharacterized. The coding region runs from base 116 to 592 and encodes 158 amino acids. NCBI's taxonomy places the organism in Eukaryota, Fungi, Ascomycota, Dothideomycetes, Pleosporales, Didymellaceae. The record is from RefSeq and is a predicted model, not a curated record. The transcript has a single exon.